AUGGCGGAUUCCUAUACCUGUAAAGGUGGAAGGAAAACUGCAGGCUCUAACAAACCCACUGCCAGCAAAGAAAGCAGGACGGAGACAAGGAUAAACCCACCGGCAGAGCUGCCCAAGCUGGGAAAUGCAACCAGUGACAAAACUGAAGGCAGGAAGAAAGGAAGACCCAAGGCUGAGAACCAGGCGCUGAAAGACAUCCCUCUUCCCCUGAUGAACCAGUGGAAGGAUGAAUUCAAAGCCCACUCGAGGGUGAAAUGUCCCAAUUCAGGCUGCUGGCUGGAGUUCCCCAGCAUUUAUGGCUUGAAGUACCACUAUCAGCGCUGCCAAGGGGGUGCAAUCUCAGAGAAGCUGACAUACUCAUGCUCGUACUGCGAAGCUGCCUUCACCUCCAAAACCCAGCUGGAAAAGCAUCGGCUCUGGAAUCACUUGGACCGGCCAGUGCCAACCAGCAAAGCAGAAAACAAAGUGCCCAAGGCCAUUGGGAAGAGCAGUGGAAAGAAAAGACCUGCUGAGAGUUCAGCUUGCCCCACCAUCCAUCCCAAACAGGCAAAGACGGAAAAAGCCGUGGCCCAGGAGCACGCGGAGAACGGCGAGUGCCUGGCGGAGAGCCGGGAGAGCAAGGAGUUCCAGAUUGCAGCAGCUGAGGCCAUGGCAGCUGCCACCCCCACGGCCAAAUCCUCCAGUGGCAAGGACGUCGGGCAGCAGCGGGGCAGCCAGGCCUCCCUGCAGGAGGAAGACCCCGAGAGGAUGAAGCACAGAAGGAAACAGAAAACUCCUAAGAAGUUUACGGGGGAGCAGCCAUCCAUCUCGGGGACAUUUGGACUGAAAGGUCUUGUCAAAGCAGAGGACAAAGCAAAAGCUCAUCGAGCCAAGAAGCUGGAGGGAAAUGCCAACAUGGAGGAGCUGAAAAAGAAACCUCCAGGAGCUGGUGUGAAGAAGGAAACACCUGUGCAUCCACCAGCAGCAAACCCCGAGGACCAGUGGCAGCGGGAGAUCAGCGAGAAGGGGGAAGUUUCCUGUCCAACCUGCAGUGUUAUAACCAGGAAAACUAUUGUGGGACUCAAGAAACACAUGGAUGUCUGCCAGAAACUGCAGGAUGCCUUGAAGUGUCAGCACUGCAAAAAGCAGUUCAAGUCCAAAGCUGGGCUGAAUUACCACACCAUGGCUGAACACGUCAGCAAGCCUGUUCCUGUGGAAACCGCUGGACUUGGUGAACAGGAAGAGCGGGAAAGGCUGAGGAAAGUGCUAAAGCAGAUGGGAAAACUGAAAUGCCCCAAUGAGGGCUGCGUGGCCAACUUCUCCAGCCUGAUGGGCUACCAGUACCACCAGAAGCGGUGUGGCAAGCAGCUUGCCGAGGCCGACAAGCCCGUGUUCAGCUGCCCACACUGUGGCAAGAAGUACAAAUCCAAGGCUGGCCACGACUAUCACGUGCGGUCAGAACACACGGCCUCGGUGAGCCCCCCGGAGGCCCCUGCAGCCCGAGGAGCGCGGCCAUCCCCCCCCGGGGGGGACUGCAGAGCUGCGGAGCCCGUGGGCAGGACAGAGCCGGGCAGGGCCGGGCCGGGCAAGCCUCCAGAGGAGCCAGAGGUGAAGCCAGAGCCUGCUCCUGUAGAAGAUUUUGAGAGGACCCCGAGCGGCCGCAUCCGCCGGACGUCAGCCCAAGUCGCCGUCUUCCACCUCCAGGAGAUAGCAGAGGAUGAGCUGGCCAGGGAUUGGACCAAAAGGAGGAUGAAGGAUGACCUGGUGCCUGAAACAAAGCGGCUCAAUUACACCCGGCCAGGGCUUCCAAAACUCAAUCCCAGAUUGCUGGAAAACUGGAAGAAUGAAGUGAAGGAGAAGGGCCGCAUCAACUGUCCUAACAACUGCUGUGAAGCCAUUUACUCCAGUGUCUCGGGGCUGAAAGCUCACCUGGCCAACUGCAACAAGGGGGAGCACUCAGUGGGCAAGUACCGCUGCCUCCUGUGCCAGAAGGAGUUCAGCUCCGAGAGUGGCGUCAAGUACCACAUCAUCAAGGCUCACUCAGAGAACUGGUUCCGAACCUCCUCAGAGGCCAGCCGGAAAAAGAAAAACAGGGAACAGCUUUCUUCCAGCAAAGAGGAGAAAAAGAAAAGCACAAAUGGGAAGAAAAGGGGGAGAAAACCCAAGGAGAGGCCUCCAGAAAUGUCCCCGAAGGGCAGAGAGAGCGUGGCAGCAAAGACUAAUCACAAGAAAACCCUCGAGCACUGGGAAGGCUCCCGGGGCAGCCCCGAGGGGGACGAGCUCGCCCUGAAGCCCCCGAGCCAGCGGAAGGGAGGAGCCAGCAAGAUGCCCGAGAAAUGAGCAGCUCAGAGACUCGUCUCCGAGGAUUCGUUUACAGCCCAGGGUAACAGGGUGGGGGUCCCUCCCAGUUUUAUGUCCCCUCCUUCCCAUCCCACCUCCUCUUGCCCCACCCUCCUCUCACCCUCUUUUUACAAAAAGAAAGAAAAAAAAAAAGAAGAAAAAAAAAGAGACAGAAAAUACCAGUUAACCACUUUAAACAAAUCACGGACCUUGUUUCACACUGGAAAACAAACAGGAUCAAGGAAGCUGGGACGUUCUCCACCCCCUGCCCGUGUACAUAGCCCUCGGUGGGGCCCCGCUGCCUCCCCCGGCCCGUGGUUCCCCUCCCCUGCGCCAACCUGGUGCCGCUUGAGCGAAAGAGAAGUGCAAUAGCAGCGGGGUCCCGCGGGCAGGGACCCUCCCCAGCGGCUCCGUGCCGCUCCGGGGGGAGCUGCCCAGCGGCCCCCCAGCUCCGGGUGAUGUUUCCAAAGAUGUUUGGGCCGGCUGGGCGGGGGAUGCUGCGGUGCGGGGGAGUCGGCAGCGCUUCCCCGGCAGCCGCGGGUCCGGGGGAAGGU
Messenger RNA from Agelaius phoeniceus (red-winged blackbird), 2873 nucleotides. It is a transcript of the gene ZNF512B, whose product is annotated as zinc finger protein 512B. Lineage: Eukaryota; Metazoa; Chordata; Aves; Passeriformes; Icteridae. Gene Ontology annotation, molecular function: zinc ion binding. The record is from RefSeq and is a predicted model, not a curated record.